AUGGAUUCUCUGCCCACCCCGUACCAGCUAGGCUUGACUAUCAAAUACCUUGAUGGGAGCGCCCUUGGUUCGAUUUGGAGCUGGAUAGUAUAUCUUGUUUCAUGGAGGAAAACGCGUCAACCACAAACACCAGUUCUUGUCACUACAUCUAGUAUUGCUAUACUCGCUACGGCCCUGGGCCUUCUAGUAACUGCUGCGGACACCUGGCUCCACUUUGUCACCACCACAGUACCGUUUACCCAAGUAUCGCCUGUUGCCGACCAGAUGGGAUAUAGCUUCGGUUUGAUCCCAGAAUGUCUAUCUACAAAUAAUUCCGCCGUGGCGCAAAAUGAGGCGCAAAUACUUUGCAGCAUUCAAUUUGGACAAGGCAGUUAUCUUCGGAAUAUCGCCACCACACUGCAAAUGAUUAGCAAUGCCUCUUCUGACGCAACUGUUUACACGCAUACAGACCUCAAUGGAAAGCCAUACGCCUACUUUGGCGUCCCAUCCGACAAUCUCGCUGCCGAGCACGACUUCACCGCGCAUACAUACGGUGGCGAUUUGAAUCCAAACUUCUUACGUAGCCUACACGGCGGUAUCGCCUUCGUCCUCGGGUGCAAAAGCACAGUAUACGAUGUUGAGUAUGAUCGGGUGAAUGGAAGCAUAACACGCUUUGACACUCGGCCGAGCAAUACUUCCGUCAGUAACAUAUGGCAAGCAACCAUAUCAAAUUACGGAACAGACUGGACUUUACCCGUGAAGCAGGCCAUGACAGAUGCAUUAUUUAUGACCAACACCAGUCGCGCAUUUGCGGAUAUGAUUGCCCUCUCUUUCAGCAAGGCCAGCAUGGCUAUGGGGACACAGGGAAUUGAACCAAGACUGGCUUUAGCUUUGCAAAGGCAAAUUACGACACUAGUUGCAAGUAUUCCCAUGGCCCCCUUAAUUGCAUUUGUGGUUGUUUCUUUGCUUUUUGUUGUGACUAGCAUGCUGCUUACCGUGUUGGCGAUUUGGGCGUCAAAGCUUGAACAGGUCCGUUAUAUUCAAGCAAGCCUUGGAACUGUUGGAUUAGUAGCAGAUCGGUUUGAGAACAACAGUCUCAAACGGGAUGCUGCCAGCGUCGAGGGGUUUUUCGCGGAAUAUGUCAGCAAGACGAGUCGACGAGUUGCAAUAGAGACAGACAAAGAGUCGGGUUAUAUAUAUACACAACCUGGCAAGACACAGAUGUAUCGAAUUCUGGCAGUCAUCUUCUCCGCUGAUAGUCUCACCCGGCUCGGUGCAUAG
Molecule: messenger RNA, 1260 nt
Organism: Penicillium longicatenatum
Lineage: Eukaryota; Fungi; Ascomycota; Eurotiomycetes; Eurotiales; Aspergillaceae
Exons: 4
Coding region: 1-1260 (419 amino acids)
Source: RefSeq, a predicted model, not a curated record